This is a messenger RNA of Caenorhabditis briggsae, 1308 nucleotides long. RefSeq names its product Protein CBR-CKA-2 (gene Cbr-cka-2). Gene Ontology annotation, biological process: CDP-choline pathway; phosphatidylethanolamine biosynthetic process. The coding region runs from base 1 to 1308 and encodes 435 amino acids. Lineage: Eukaryota; Metazoa; Nematoda; Chromadorea; Rhabditida; Rhabditidae. The transcript has 9 exons. Gene Ontology annotation, molecular function: ethanolamine kinase activity; choline kinase activity. The record is from RefSeq and is a predicted model, not a curated record. Gene Ontology annotation, cellular component: cytoplasm.
AUGAGUGUGAAAGAGAAUCGAAGAGGCACCAGAGUUUCCCGUGCUCACUACGACGAGGACGAACUACAAUCCGCUGCAAACAUGAGUCUCGUUGCAGAAGGACAUUUCAGAGGCAUGAAGGAGUUACUCUCCAGCAUGGACCUUGACACCGACGCAAAUACUAUCCCGGAGCUCAAAGAACGUGCUCAUAUGCUCUGCGCUCGUUUCCUGGGCGGAGCAUGGAAAACUGUUCCAUUGGAGCAUUUGCGUAUCAGCCGUAUUAAGGGUGGAAUGAGCAAUAUGCUCUUCUUGUGCCGAUUGUCGGAGGUCUAUCCACCGAUUCGCAACGAGCCGAACAAGGUGCUUCUCCGUGUCUACUUCAACCCGGAGACUGAAAGCCACCUCGUCGCCGAGUCUGUCAUUUUCACGCUUCUCUCCGAGCGCCACUUGGGUCCAAAACUUUAUGGCAUUUUCAGUGGCGGACGUUUGGAGGAGUACAUUCCGUCUCGUCCAUUGUCGUGCCACGAGAUCUCGCUGUCUCACAUGUCGACGAAAAUAGCAAAGCGUGUUGCCAAGGUUCACCAAUUGGAGGUUCCAAUCUGGAAGGAGCCAGACUACUUGUGCGAGGCUCUUCAGAGAUGGCUCAAACAACUCACUGGAACUGUCGCUGCCGAGCAUCGCUUCGAGCUUCCAGAAGAGUGCGGAGUUUCCAGCGUCAAUUGCAUGGAUCUAGCGCGCGAACUCGAGUUCUUGCGUGCUCACAUCUCGCUCAGCAAGAGUCCAGUGACAUUCUGUCACAACGACCUGCAAGAAGGUAACAUUCUUCUACCAAAGGCGUCUUCUGGAAAUAUCCGUAUGCCGUCGUUGUCGGAUGAGAUCCAAGCGCUUGGAAAUAGCCUUUCGGCUUUCAACCCAGCCGAUCCUCGUCUUGUGUUGAUCGAUUUUGAGUACGCCAGCUAUAACUACAGAGCAUUCGAUUUUGCCAACCAUUUCAUUGAAUGGACCAUCGACUAUGAUAUCCAAGAGGCUCCAUUCUACAAGAUUCAACCGGAGAACUUCCCAGAGGAUGAACAGAUGCUCGAGUUCUUUGUCAACUAUCUUCGUGAGCAAGGGAACACUCGUGAGAACGAACUCUACAAGAAAUCCGAGGAGCUUGUCCAAGAGACGCUUCCAUUUGUUCCAGUCUCUCAUUUUUUCUGGGGCGUCUGGGGAUUGCUUCAAGUUGAACUUUCUCCAGUUGGAUUUGGAUUCGCGGAUUACGGAAGAGAUCGUCUCUCGCAAUAUUUCAAGCACAAGCAGCUUCUCAAGAAUCUUGCUCUUCACCAUUGA